Tripterygium wilfordii is the source of this 1621-nucleotide messenger RNA. Its product is annotated as AT-hook motif nuclear-localized protein 1-like. NCBI's taxonomy places the organism in Eukaryota, Viridiplantae, Streptophyta, Magnoliopsida, Celastrales, Celastraceae. The transcript has 6 exons. The coding region runs from base 416 to 1357 and encodes 313 amino acids. The record is from RefSeq and is a predicted model, not a curated record. Gene Ontology annotation, molecular function: minor groove of adenine-thymine-rich DNA binding.
AAAACUAAUUGCUACAAUAAUUAUUUUUCUAUUUAUUUAAAUGUUUUUAAUUUUCGAAUUUCUCUGUUAUCAUUUUUUUUUUCUCUUUCUUUUUUUGUGCUUUCCGAGUCUUCUGUGCUCGGACAGGAGAAGAAAUCCGGUCAGCGGAUUUUCUCACUGGCAAUUUUUUCUCGGGAAACAAACAGCAUCUGAUUUGUUUUAUCCGAUUUUUUUGGUGUUCACUGGAGUGAAAUCAAGGGAAAGUUGUUAGGUACGUUCGAGUUCUGCAAAUGUGACAAGUUUGAGGCACAGAAGUUUCUGUUAGACCGUGAAGAGAGCUUCUAGUUUUCUGGCACUCGCAGUUACAGCCUUACAGAUGCUGGUACGCGUAUCGCAGUGAUUUUUGGGCUGUGAAAAAAAAGAUUUUAAUGCAUUCAUGGAACCAAGAGAAGGUAUUAAUUCAGGAGUUACUGUAAUAGGAGCAGAAGCCCCAUCAACGUAUCACGUGGCACAGAGGACUGAAAACGUCAGCCAAAUUUCUGGGCCACCGGAAGUGUCUGCAUCACCGGUUUGUGUAGGAUUGGCUGGAAUACCAGGGAAAAAGAAGAGAGGGAGACCUAGGAAAUAUGGACCGGAUGGGACUCCAGUUGCAGCAUUGUCACCAACUCCAAUUUCAUCUUCAGCUCCCCCUGGUGGUGAGUUCUCUGCUGGGAUGCGGAGUAAAGCAUGGUCGGGGAAUUUGGAGAAAAAGCAGAAGAGAAUGGGAAUGGAGAAUUCUGAUGAUUGGGCUGCAUGUUCUUCUGGUGCGAAUUUUACCGCUCAUGUCAUAAUCGUGAAUAGUGGCGAGGAUGUUUUGAUGAAGAUUAUGUCAUUUUCCCAACAAGGCCCUCGAUCGAUCUGCAUUCUGUCUGCUAAUGGAUUGGUAUCAAAUGUUACUCUUCGGCAACCUGAUGCCUCUGGUGGUACUUUGACGUAUGAGGGUCGCUUUGAAAUUCUUUCUUUGUCUGGAUCAUUUAUGCCCACUCAAAUUCAUGGAUCAAGAAGCAAAUAUGGGGGUGUGAGUGUCACAUUGGCAAGCCCUAAUGGCCAGGUUGUUGGGGGUGGUGUAGCUGGAGUGUUGGUAGCUGCAAGUUCUGUGCAGGUUGUUAUAGGCAGUUUCCUACCAAGCAGCUAUCCAGAGCCAAAAUUAAAGAAACAAGCUCCUAGUCCUGCUACUCCAUCAACUACUGUAUCUGCUUCUGUACCUGAUCCCAAUGGGGGAAAAGAAGGGCCCCAAAUUAAUAGCGCCACAAGACCAGGCGGUUCUUCUUCGGUUCCUCUCUUUAGAGAGCCCUCGGCCACUGACAUCAACAAAACAUUGGCUGGUCCUAAACCCUAGCUGAGCAUCUAAAAAAUAUCCGCUCACUGACUUGGUCGAUUACCGAUUGUGGUAGUCUGUCUACACAGAUCAUUCCCCUCUGUUCCUGUUUUACUUGUGUUAACUUGUUGAAUGUUGUUGUAGGAUGUAGUUUGAACUUCUGCUUCUCAUCUCCCUCUUAGGAAUAAUUAGAAAACUCUAUUUAUUAGGUUUUUAGUAACUUUCUCUUUGUAAUCUGGGUUCAGAAUCUGGUAUUAAUAAGACUAAUUUAAUUAUUUGUGAGUC